AUGAUGGGCUCGGCCGCGCUCGGGCUGCUGUGCCUGGUGGCGCCGGCGUCUGCGCUGACCGUUUCGCCAGAGCGCCAGAUCAGCUCUGACGUGGAACAGGGUUCGGAGAAGCUUGGCGAGGGCAGCGCGGAGCGAUGGAGCAAUCAAUCAUCCUACCGCGUCAUGUCGUUCAACGGUUCGGACUGGUCUGUGAGAGGCCAUCCUGCGCGCACUGGUAAGCCGAGGACGCCCUGGGUCGUCUCGACGCCGCAGUGUCCAGCGCCCAAGGGGGCAGAAUCGUGGAGCCAGAAUGGAGAGGACCAGCACUUGUACCACAAUUAUUUUUGUGGCAAGCGCAACGGGACCUUCGUCGAAAUGGGCGCCCUGGAUGUGGGGUCUACUUGA
This is a messenger RNA of Prorocentrum cordatum, 384 nucleotides long. The record is from the annotation of a GenBank genome assembly. NCBI's taxonomy places the organism in Eukaryota, Dinophyceae, Prorocentrales, Prorocentraceae.